Sphenostylis stenocarpa is the source of this 219-nucleotide messenger RNA. NCBI's taxonomy places the organism in Eukaryota, Viridiplantae, Streptophyta, Magnoliopsida, Fabales, Fabaceae. The record is from the annotation of a GenBank genome assembly.
AUGGCCUCUGCUGAUGAGACUGAGAGGAGUGUGGCAAAAAAACUUAGGCAUGUGGGGAGGAAGCUCCUCAAGGGCUCUUCCCUUCACAAGCUUCUGCAGUUGCUUCAUGUCACGCUUCACCAAAGAACAAUGUCCCAGGACUUCCCUUCGAACCCCUAUGAAAUCCUUGCAACGAAUAGUGACUGCAACACUCCUCCAGUUCAGAUACCAGAGCCAUAG